Molecule: messenger RNA, 1751 nt
Organism: Salarias fasciatus (jewelled blenny)
Lineage: Eukaryota; Metazoa; Chordata; Actinopteri; Blenniiformes; Blenniidae
Gene: heyl
Product: hes related family bHLH transcription factor with YRPW motif like
Exons: 5
Coding region: 407-1408 (333 amino acids)
Biological process (GO): regulation of DNA-templated transcription
Molecular function (GO): protein dimerization activity; DNA binding
Source: RefSeq, a predicted model, not a curated record
UGUGACAGAGAGAGCGAGCCAAGGGAGAAAUAACAGAGAGCGAGAAACUACGAUUGGAUGCCAGCGGCGGGGUAGAAGACUGAGGCGGCCUGUGAACUUUUCUUCAGUUGUCAUGGGCCCUUGGGGGUUGAGCAAGUGGCACCGCUGACUCACAGAGGAGAGGACGGAUGAAGAAACAACAGCAAACAAACACAAGUGACAAGAGUAACUAAGGACAACACAGCUCUUAUAAGGAAGAGCAGGAAAGCAGCAGAGAGCGAGGGGCACGCAGGGUGAGUGUGUUAGAGAGAGAGAGAGAGAGAGAGAGAGAGAGAGAGAGAACUUCCACCAGGAUCACCCAGAUCCAUCCAUCUACCCAUCAUCCAUCCAUCCAUCCAUCCAUCAUCGACGAGGACGGGGCCGAGACAUGAAGAGGCCGCACGACUACAGCUCCCCGGACUCGGACACAGAUGAGUUCAUUGACGUGGGACAAGAGGACGGCUACUGUCCCGUCACCGGCUCCAUGUCUCCGGGCAGCGCCUCGCAGAUCCUGGCCAGGAAGAAGAGACGAGGGAUCAUAGAGAAGAGGCGCAGGGACCGGAUCAACCACAGCCUGUCGGAGCUCCGCCGGCUGGUGCCCAGCGCGUUCGAGAAGCAGGGCUCAUCGAAGCUGGAGAAAGCAGAGAUUCUGCAGAUGACAGUGGAUCAUCUCAAACUGUUGCACGCAAUGGGAGGAAAAGGAUACUUUGAUGCUCGGGCGCUGGCGGUAGACUACAGGACCCUGGGCUUCAGGGAGUGUGUUGGAGAGGUGGUGCGGUACCUCAGCUCGCUGGAGGGCGAGUCCCCGGACCCUAUCGGAGCCCGUCUGGUCUCCCACCUCUCCCACUGCGCCACCGAGCUCGACCCUCUUCUCCUGCAGUCGCCCCCGGCCUCCACGUUGCCCUUUGCCCCCUGGCCGUGGGCGUCCUUCCCCCAGAUCUCCGCCGCCUCGCAGGCCUCCUCCUCGCCUCCGUUCCCCAGCGGGCGGAGGGAUCUGGCCCUGCUGGGGAGCUACCCCUCGCCCGCCUCCCUCCGCCUGGCGCCCCUGGCCGGGUGCCAGCAGGGAGUGCCGCAGCUCCUCGCGCCCGCCGCUCUGGCCACCGUUCACCGGCUGCCCUCGCUGGCCGCCCCUCCGGCCCUGGGCCCCUCCAGACCGACCCAGCCGUCACCUCACAGCACCACCAAGGCCUCACCUCUGACUCCCGCCGCCCCUUCCUCUUCCUCCCCUCCUACCGCCUCCUCUUCCUCCUCCACUCCGUCAUCCUCCACCCCUCCUCAAGUGUCUUUCAGGCCUUUUGCACCGCUGGCGUCUCCUGCAGCUCAACGCAGGGCCUUGAGCGGGUCGGCCAAGGCGGCGCAGGGAUGGGGGACUGAGAUCGGAGCGUUCUGAGUGUUCGGUUUCCAAAUGAACUCCGUGCAGACGUGGACCCGCAGUGUGCACCGCGUAGCGAAUCCGAUCCCUUUGGAGCGAGACGUAUUGAACUUUUGCAACUGUCUCUGCUUUUGAAGGAGUCUAAAAGCCAUAUCAGACUGUUGUCCAAUGCAAUCAUACGAGAUGGGAGGAUGAAGGAAUGUGAAGGUGUAGAAUUCAAUAAACCUGCGUCUGCUAUCUUUCCUGACAAUAACAGAGCCAUAUAUGCGGUAUAAUGCUCAACGGAGUGAGGUUGGGUUUUUACUGAUCUUUGAACUGUGAUGUUUUUUCUUUUUUUUUUCCCAAAACAUUUAUACACUUG